AUGGCGCGGUGGUCCAUUUGCAUGCUGACCCUGGCAACUGCGCAGCUGCUGGGUAUCGCCAGCAUCUGCAGAGCGAAGGACCUACUGGACCAAGAGUAUCAGAGGACAUCGCGAAUCUCUCCACGGUUCGACCCUGAGGAACUCAUCAAGAUGAAAGAGGCACUGAAAGGUGCCAUCCAGAUUCCAACAGUGUCCUUGACACCUGGGGAGUACAACACCACAGCCUUACUUAAGUUUGGAGAAUUCAUUCGCAAAGUGUUUCCUACAAUCUUCAACACCAGUUUUAUUCAGCAUGAAGUUGUAGGCAAUUACAGCCACCUGUUCACCAUCCAAGGCUCAGAUCCCAGCUUGCAGCCCUACAUGCUCAUGGCCCACAUAGAUGUGGUACCAGCCUCUGAAGAAGGUUGGGAGGUGCCCCCCUUCUCUGGGCUGGAGCGUGAUGGCUUCAUCAAUGGUCGGGGCACACUGGACAACAAGCACUCUUUGAUGGCUAUCUUGCAAGCUUUGGAGUUCCUGCUAAUCAGAAACUAUAUCCCCCGAAGGUCUUUCUUCAUUGCUCUGGGCCAUGAUGAGGAGGUUUAUGGGGAGAACGGUGCCAAGAAGAUCUCAGCACUGCUGCAGACCAGGGGCGUCCAGCUGGCCUUCCUCGUGGAUGAAGGCAGCUUUAUCUUGGACGGUAUCAUUUCCAUCCUCAAGGAGCCCAUUGCCAUGAUUGCAGUCUCCGAGAAGGGCAUACUCAAUCUCAUGCUGCAAGUAAACAUGAUGCCAGGCCACUCUUCAGCUCCUCCAGAUGAGACUAGCAUCGGCAUCCUUGCAGCUGCUGUCAGCCGAUUGGAGCAGACACCAAUGCCAAAUGUGUUUAAAGAUGAGACUCUGAAGACUACUCUGCAGCUACUAGCAAAAGAGUUCCCCUUUCCGAUAGAUGUCAUUCUGAACAACCUGUGGCUUUUUUGGCCCCUUGUAAGCAGGGUAAUAGAGAUGAAUCCUGUAGCCAAUGCAUUUAUCAGGACUACCACAGCACUCACCAUGUUCAAUGCAGGAAUCAAGGUCAAUUCCAUCCCCUCAGUUGCCCAGGCCACAGUCAACUUGCGGGUCCACCCAUCACAGACUGUCGAAGAGGUUCUGGAAUUUGUCAAAAACACUGUGGAUGAUGACCGGGUCCAGAUACAUGUGUUGAAGGCCUUUAACCCCCAGCCUGCCAGUCCCUUUGAUGACCAGGCUUUGGGUUACCAGCUGCUUCACCAGACCAUACAAUCUGUCUUCCCGGAACUUCACAUUAUUGUCCCAGGUAUUUGUAUCGCCAACACAGACAGCCGCCACUUUAGGAACCUCACCACGAGCCUCUACAGGUUCACCCCUAUCUACAUACAAUCUGAGGCCUUCAACAGGAUCCAUGGCGUCAAUGAGAAAAUCUCCAUCCAAAACUACGAGACCCAAGUGAAAUUUAUGUUUGAACUGAUCCAAAAUGCAGACAUAGAGCAGACAGAUGUUCACCACUUGCACGAUUUGUGAGGCUGAGGAGACAGCGUGGUAGUGCCUGAGUCUGAGCGAGGUCAAAACCCGUGGGAGAGCCAGUGCUGAUGAGACCUGACUGA
Molecule: messenger RNA, 1595 nt
Organism: Suncus etruscus (white-toothed pygmy shrew)
Lineage: Eukaryota; Metazoa; Chordata; Mammalia; Eulipotyphla; Soricidae
Gene: PM20D1
Product: peptidase M20 domain containing 1
Exons: 13
Coding region: 1-1512 (503 amino acids)
Biological process (GO): amino acid metabolic process
Molecular function (GO): hydrolase activity, acting on carbon-nitrogen (but not peptide) bonds, in linear amides
Source: RefSeq, a predicted model, not a curated record